GUUGUUUGAAACUUCCGGAUGAACAUAUGCUCCGAUCAUGGCUCGACCAGCUCUUCGCCUCAAAACCAUCUGCGUUAUACAGUCGCGGAACGGAAAAGUUGCCCCAGCGUUCGCAGACUCUUUGCAAUGCGCAUCUUGCUAAUGAAACUUCCGAGACCGUGGAUAGUGGAUGAAAAGAAAGAUGAUGGAUACACAGCACUACAUCUCGCAGCUCUCAACAACCAUGUGGAAGUUGCAGAACUGUUGGUCCACCAAGGACGUGCUAAUAUGGACUUACAAAAUGUAAAUCUCCAGACAGCACUGCAUCUUGCUGUCGAACGUCAACAUACCCAAAUAGUCCGGCUGUUGGUGCGUGAAGGUUCAAACCUAAAUAUACCAGAUAAAGAUGGGGACACACCUUUACAUGAAGCUCUGCGACACCACACACUGUCACAACUGCGACAGUUGCAGGAUGUUCAAGAUGUUGGAAAAUUGUUGAUGGGGCUUGGCAGUCAAGGAGCUGACAAAAAAUCAUCUGCGUCAAUAGCAUGCUUCCUUGCUGGCAAUGGAGCUGAUUUGACAAUCAAGAAUAAGAAAGGACAGACGCCGCUGGAUCUCUGUCCAGACCCAAAUCUUUGUAAAGCUCUUGCCAAGUGUCAUAAGGAUAAGGAUACCGACCAGAUUGAACCACGCCCUUCUGAUGGAAGCAACGGUGAUGACUGCGUAACACUGGAUGAAUGCUUGGUCUGUUCUGAUCUGAAGAGAGAUACACUCUUUAAGCCAUGUGGUCAUGUUGCAUGUUGCUCAGUUUGCUCCCCAAGAGUCAAAAAAUGCCUCGUGUGUCGGGAACCUGUCAUUGCCCGCAUUAAGAUUGAAGAGUGUGUAGUUUGUUCAGACAAGAAGGCAUCCGUGCUCUUCAAGCCUUGUUGCCACAUGUGUGCUUGUGAAGGUUGCGCAGCACUUAUGAAGAAAUGUGUUCAAUGUCGAGCACAGAUAGAUCACAUUGUGCCUUUUGUCAUAUGCUGUGGAGGUAUUGGAACCAUAUCUGACGUGCAACCUGAAUGUGAGGAGACUCAAAAUGCCACUUUAGCUACAGUUAUAGAGCCAGUUUCGCUGACAGGAGCACUCAUGAACAAUGGUAUCCGUGAUACAUCCAACUCAGACAUACAGAAACUUCAACAGCAGCUUCAGGAUAUCAAGGAACAGACCAUGUGCCCAGUAUGCUUGGAUCGUUUAAAAAACAUGAUAUUCCUCUGUGGUCAUGGUACAUGUCAAAUGUGUGGUGACCGCAUGUCAGAAUGUCCAAUUUGCCGUAAACAGGUUGAGAAACGGAUUCUGCUGUAUUGAAAAUCACAUCACAGUUCAAGCCAGUAACUGCAGUAUAUGGUAAUUUAGUUAUUAAACUACAUCUAACAGGAAAGAGAAGACCAUCACUUGCAUAGUAUGUAGAUCCUUGCAUUUAUUUACUUCUCGGCAUGCAGCAAGAUAUGUUUGUGGUGUAUGUUCCAACCAACAUAUGAGUCUCAACUUAGGAAAAAAAAGGAAAGAAGAUAAAAAAAAAGGGAAUCUGUUGAAGGGUCCCCAGACAAUAACA
Schistocerca piceifrons (Central American locust) is the source of this 1573-nucleotide messenger RNA. Its product is annotated as E3 ubiquitin-protein ligase MIB1-like. Lineage: Eukaryota; Metazoa; Arthropoda; Insecta; Orthoptera; Acrididae. Gene Ontology annotation, cellular component: cytoplasm. Gene Ontology annotation, molecular function: ubiquitin-protein transferase activity; protein binding. The coding region runs from base 19 to 1326 and encodes 435 amino acids. Gene Ontology annotation, biological process: protein ubiquitination. The transcript has 9 exons. The record is from RefSeq and is a predicted model, not a curated record.